AUACAAUUUUCCCUCCAAAAAGCUGGCGCUUUUAUAUUCUUUUAGUCUCCUCCAUUUCUCCUCGAAAAAACCAUUCCGCCAUUAACAAAAAUCUCACAAUUAUUCCAAUUUUCAACAAUCAGGUCAUUUCAUCAGAAAAGUACAUGGUUUUGUGAUCAGAGAGAAAAAUGGAGUGCAAUGAUCAGUGAAGAUUCAUAUUGCCUACCCCAACCUGCUUGGCAUUGAUGCGUAUCGUGGUCAGAGAGAGCUAAUAAAGGACAGAACCAAAGAAGGAUGGACGCUGAGACUGCAUAUACGCUUCCCGUCUAUGAUACUCUUAACAUUGAUAGUCCUACGAUCGGAAAGGAGAACCUAGAUUUUCCUGCAAUGAGUUUUGAUAUCCCUGAUUGUGUUGAAAAUGAGAUUUCUUAUUUGACAAAUGAAUGUGAGGAAGAAGUUGUCCUUGACAGUGACGAUGAAAGAAUGCACGGUACUGAAGUGGCAAGCGUCUCAAAGUUGAGAUCAUCUGAUGACACAAGAUAUACAGAGCAGCUGGAUAAGUGGAAAGUCUCACCGGUUUCUAAACAAACCUAUGUGGGUUGUCUAAGGAGGUCAAAGAAUCUAUUUAAAUAUAUGGAUUCAGCCAGAAGCACCCCAGAUGUUCAGAAAACUAAUCAACGGAAGCAGAUUUCUGAGAUCAAUGGCGGAAUAUCUCCCCAAAUAGAUGAUAUCUGUGUUACUAAAAAACCAAGAGUUGAAGAGGAUUGCUGUCGGGCUGCUGAAAUAACCAAGGAUGAAAUAUCUAAGGGAAAUGUGGAAACGGAAGCCUUAACUGCUUAUGGUGUGGAUGGAGAUAAAGAUUUUCCACUUCAUUCUUUUAACAUAGAACUCCCCAAGUUAAGCAAAGUCGAGUCUCAAGUUCCGGAAGAGCUAUCAGAAGCUAACGCUCUGGACUUCAUUGACCACUUCCUAUCAGUUUACAAUGAAGAUGCACUCAGUGAAGUCAAAGCUGGAGGAGUGAAGAAAAUCGUAUCACCUCCAAUUUUCAGCCGCGGGGGACCUCAAAGAUUGGCAAGCAGAGUGAAUGUUCAAAAUGCAGCGAAAAAUUCUGGAGUUUUUGACUGGCCUGAGAGGCAAAGUGAUAGUGCAAAUGGUUCUUUUUCAAGACACCGAAAGAUAUUGACCUAUCACAGAAAGAAUUACGGACUGAAGAAACAAAAAGUAUCAAGUGUCCAAUCCAGUAAGGAGCCAACGGAAAGUACGACAGAAUUAAAUAAGGCGGAACCAAAGUUUCUAGUGGAAGGCCACAUGAAUGUUCAGUCCAACAUCCUGAGGAAGUCGGAUGAGCAGUUUGAUAUGGGGCCAUUUGAGCAACAAGUUGAUAAUGACGGAAAUCGAUCAGAUGUAUUAGACACAUAUGAUGUUGGCCUUGAUACUCAACUGGCUGCUGAAGCUAUGGAGUCUCUGCUACAUGCCCCUCCUUUGAAAACUGAUGCGGUUUGUGCCCCUCCCAUUCCAAAAGCCAGCGUAGUUAAAGAAGGGGAAUAUCCUGAGAGAGCUAUCUCAAGAGAAUUUAACAUUGACGAUAGUUCACCAGAACCUACUUUAUGUGGCUCAGCUGAAAUAGAGUUAUUGAGAGGAAAAACCAGACGGUUUUCUUCUGUUCUUCCUAGAACUAGACAUCAAGUGUCUUCAAAUUUUAGGAGCUUGGAGAGCCCAACAACAAACUAUAUUACAGAAUCUAAUAUUCCGAAGAAAAGACGGACGCAAUAUGAGCUUGGCGAGUUAAAUAACAAUUUGUUCAAAGUGGCUGCUGUAAGAGGGCAAGUUCUCAAAUCAGGUACCAACACAUCAAGGAAAGCUAGAAAAGUUAGCAUGAACAAACGAGGAGAAAUUUGUCAAAGUGUAGCAGCCACGUUGAGUGGAGUGAAAUUGGAAAACUGGGUCUCUAAAGGGAAAAGGACACAGAGAGGUGCGCGGCGGCUUUCAAAUGGAUCAAGCAAUCUCUAUCCUCCACUGAUCCCUGCUGAUCAGGGAAAUGACUUUAAUAUUCCAGUUUUUAAUGAUAAGGCAGGGAGAAGACAACAAUCUUUGGAGUUUAAAAGACAGAAUCAGUCUUCAUCCGAAAAGACUCAGUCAGGAUUCUUGUCAAUUCAGAGUGCAAGUAAACCUUAUUCUUCAAUGUGUAAAUAUUCGGUUACAAGUCAGAAGAUGACGCCCAUGGACGUCAAAAGAGUUGAAUCUACUGAUUCUGCCAAAUUAAAUGAAAUGACUUCCAUUUCCCCUAAUCUUUUGAUAAAAGGCGUUAAGUCUGACGUAGUGUCGAAUAGAAUCUCAGAUUCAUCAUACUGUCUUAAUGAUCACAAGCAACGCAAGCAACACAUUAGAAGUCUCUCUAAAUCACUCCUUAGUCAAGAGCUUAUUAGGUUAGGAUAUGUAGAGAGAUUGCCUGAUUUUCUGCCGAGAGGUUCACGACGACAAAAAGGUGCAGGUGACAUUUGUGUCUUGUUCAGCCAAAGCCUGGAUAGCAAAUUAAUCAAGCAUCAGAAAAAGAUUUUAGCAAGACUGGGAUUUAAAUCCACGUCAGAUUGUUCUGAUGCCACACACUUUGUCACUGACAGUUUUGUUAGAAGUAGGAAUAUGCUAGAAGCCAUUGCCUGUGGAAAACCAAUUGUAACACAUUUGUGGCUUGAGCGCUGUGGAAGAGCAAGCUGUUUUGUUGAUGAGAAAAAUUAUAUCUUAAGAGACGCCAAAAAGGAAAAGGAAAUUGGUUUUAAUAUGCCUGCUUCACUUGCUCAUGCUAGAAAGCAUCCCCUUCUAGAGGGUCGAAGAGUCAUUAUUACUCCAAGCGCGAAACCUAAUAGAGAUACCCUUCUAACCUUGGUAAAGGCAGUGCAUGGUGAGGUGGUGGACGAAUCUAAUAGUAAAAUCACUUGUGAUGAUCUGUUAAUUCUUUCCUGCGAAGAAGAUUACAAAAUAUGCAUUCCAUAUCUGGAAAAAGGAAUUCUUGUUUAUAGUUCCGAGCUCUUGCUUAAUGGGAUUGUCAUCCAGAAACUGGAGUACAAUAGGCAUCAGCUUUUCACAAAGUUCCAUGACAAUCUGUAAAGAAUGAAAGACAGUCCUAUAUUGACAAGGAUGAGUUUUUUCAUGAAGAAAGCUUCGUGCCCAACUGCUUGUAUAUCGGUUGAAAGACGGUACUAGACAAAGGUAUUGUCUGACUAUAUUGGUAUAGUAACUAAGUUCUCAUAGAUUUCGAGAAAAAUUGUUGAUCAUCUUGCCUAUUCCCUUGUAUAUUCACUUGGUUUGCUAAUGGAUCUUAUUAACUUUUGAACAAAUGUAAAUGCACAAUGUUCUUCUUUGUUUUUA
Capsicum annuum is the source of this 3345-nucleotide messenger RNA. RefSeq lists its product as uncharacterized. The record is from RefSeq and is a predicted model, not a curated record. The transcript is spliced from 8 exons. Lineage: Eukaryota; Viridiplantae; Streptophyta; Magnoliopsida; Solanales; Solanaceae. Bases 274 to 3084 code for a protein of 936 amino acids.